This is a messenger RNA of Naegleria lovaniensis, 429 nucleotides long. RefSeq lists its product as uncharacterized. The record is from RefSeq and is a predicted model, not a curated record. The transcript has a single exon. Gene Ontology annotation, molecular function: cysteine-type endopeptidase inhibitor activity. Bases 1 to 429 code for a protein of 142 amino acids. Lineage: Eukaryota; Heterolobosea; Eutetramitea; Acrasida; Naegleriidae.
AUGAGAAAAAAUCUUUUUACACAACUCGUACUCGUGGUCGUGAUCGCCACCAUUAGUCUUACCACAUUCCUUCAAUAUUACCAUCAUUCCGAUGCACUUCCCAUCGCUUCCAGUGUUUUACCAGGAGGAAGACAACCCAUCACUAAUCAAACACUCAUUAACGAAUUAAUUGCAUUUAUUCCUCAAGCCUCUUCGAACCGUGUUUGUCGAGUGACAAGAGUAGUGAAUGCUCAACAACAAAUAGUGGCUGGAGUUCUCUAUUAUUUGAUCGUGGAAGUAUCCACCUCGUGUGACACUUCCAGUCAAGACUCUUCUCAAAUAUUUUGUUUAAAGUUGAAGAUUUUCAGACCUCUUGUUACAAGAACAGUUUCAAAUCCACAACUUCAAAUAAAGAGUGAAGAAAGAGUGGAUUGUAAUACUCCAUUGUAA